Carassius carassius (crucian carp) is the source of this 989-nucleotide messenger RNA. RefSeq lists its product as uncharacterized. The coding region runs from base 1 to 789 and encodes 262 amino acids. The transcript has 4 exons. The record is from RefSeq and is a predicted model, not a curated record. NCBI's taxonomy places the organism in Eukaryota, Metazoa, Chordata, Actinopteri, Cypriniformes, Cyprinidae.
AUGCUCACCUCGGUGAGGCACUUCAAAACUUCUUCCAUCGCCACCUGCGGAAACCAGAUAAGACACUGUGGCGGGGUGAAGAAGGACACAACGAGGAGGUACAGGCCCAGUGCACCCAGGACACGAUCUUCCCAGAUGUCCUUCACUCCGACGGGACACAAUGGACCCUGGGUGCAUCCACAGCGGAGGACGCGAGCCGGGCCCCGGGCGACGACUUCUCCCACUCCUGCCUUCGAGAUCUCCAUCCGGAACCGCUUCGCUCCCCUCCACGAGACAGGAUGCGACGCUGUGAUCAUCGGAGACUCCAUCGUCCGACACGUCCGUGCUACGUUAGCCGAAGGUAAAGUGCACACUCAUUGUUUCCCUGGUGCUCAUGUUCUCGAUGUUUCUGCGCAGAUACCCACGAUCCUGAAGGCCGACGAGAGCCCCAGAGCGGUCGUGCUUCACGCCAGGGUUAACAACACCAUGCUGCGGCAGACGGAGACGCUGAAGAGGGACUUCAGCAGCCUGAUCGAGAUGGUUCGCAGCACGACGCCCGCGACGACAAUCAUUGUGUCAGGACCACUGCCCACGUAUCGACGAGGACAUGAAAGGUUCAGUAGACUUUUUGCUUUAAAUGAAUGGUUGUUGUCAUCAUGUAAAGAACAGAAACUGCUAUUUGUUAAUAACUGGAAUCUUUUCUGGGAGCGUCCUAGGCUGUUUCGCGCUGAUGGCUUACACCCCAGCAGAGUCGGAGCGGAGCUGCUUUCUGACAACAUCUCCAGGACACUUCGCUCCAUGUCACCGUAACCACCAGAUCCAGUCUUUAUCCAGAUCAGGGGAUCACUGCAGUCACCCGGAUCCAGUACGUAUCCAGACCAGAUGAUGGAUCAGCACCUAGAAAGGACCUCUACAUCCCUGAAAGAAAGCGGAGACCAGGACAACUAGAGCCCCAGAUACAGAUCCCCUGUCUCAGAUGACCACCAGGACAAGUACACAGGAAACAGAUG